AUGAAGGGCGUGAAGCCCCCGACCACCGCAGAAGCCUCCGAUAGUACGCGAUUCUAUGGAAUUCAACGCGGGCGGGUGCCCGGGGUGUACACCGAUUGGGCCAAAGCACAAGAACAGAUCCGCGGCGUCCAGCGACCUCGGUAUCGCAAGUUCUCCACACGCAAAGAGGCCGAGGAAUUCGUGCGUGAAGGGCGCAAAGAGGGCGCUUCAUUCGGCGUGGAGGGCCCAUCCGCGCCCAGCGGCACCAUGACUGACACACCAAAAACCGCCGACGGGGUGGAGUUCGCCCCGGGCGAUGCACCCUUACCCCCAGGGGCCGAGGAUGGGUUUGACCCCAAUAUACUCUUGGACCCGACGACUGGCAAAGUGGUGUACAAGACGGCGCCCCAGAAAGAAGCGACCAAGCCUCAGACCACGGGGAUCCCGGGCACGCUGCGCAUAUACACCGAUGGAAGCUCAUUACGAAAUGGAACCCCGCUAGCCUCAGCUGGAGUCGGGGUAUACUUUGGCCCUGGCGAUACCAGCAGAAAUGUCUCCGAGCCACUCAAAGGCAGUCGUCAGACCAACCAGCGUGCCGAGUUGACGGCGAUCCUUCGAGCGAUCGACAUUGCCCCUAGGCAUCGCCAUGUCACCAUUGUCACGGAUAGUCGAUAUGCGAUUGACUGCGUGACGGUGUGGUUCGUCAAUUGGCGGCGCAACAACUGGAUGACCCGCGACAAGAAACCGGUCGAAAAUAAAGACCUGGUGGAGUCGAUCCUGGUCAAGAUCGAGGAGCGCAAUGACCUCAAGGUUCGAACGGUGUUUGAAUGGGUGAAGGGCCACAACAAGGAUCAUGGGAAUGAAGAGGCCGACAAAUUGGCCGUCAAUGGCGCCCAACGCGGUGUCUCUGCAAAGGCCGAGGCACUGGAGGUUGCCCAACAUGUGCCCGACGAGGUUUUUGACGAAGAUUUUUAA
This is a messenger RNA of Penicillium olsonii, 954 nucleotides long. NCBI's taxonomy places the organism in Eukaryota, Fungi, Ascomycota, Eurotiomycetes, Eurotiales, Aspergillaceae. The record is from the annotation of a GenBank genome assembly.